AUGCUUCGCCUAAUUCGCUCGCCGACAUUCCAGCGUCAACUAGCGACCCGCGGCAUCUCCUCAUCCCGAACGCUGCUCAUGGGUCUUCAGACGGCCAAGGCGCCGCUUACUAGCCUCAAUAACGCUGCCACCAAUGCGCAUCUGGACCUGAACGGAACGUUGGAAGAGGUGGCAGCCCGAUACUUCUCGGAAGCAUCGGCCUUUCCCGAGUUUUCGCCCGCGGAGGACACGUUGUUGGGCCAGGCCGUGCCUCUUAUUCCGGACAAGGUCCCCAUUAUGGACGCUCACGCCCUGGCCGAGGAGGAGCUCACGGCCGAGAUUCAGCAGCACUUCUGCGAGUCCUCGGACUUCCCAGAGUAUACGCCCGCCGAGGAGGAGGCCAUGUUGCACAAGGUGAUGCAGAUGUGA
Phytophthora nicotianae INRA-310 is the source of this 408-nucleotide messenger RNA. RefSeq lists its product as hypothetical. The transcript has a single exon. The record is from RefSeq and is a predicted model, not a curated record. Bases 1 to 408 code for a protein of 135 amino acids. Lineage: Eukaryota; Oomycota; Peronosporomycetes; Peronosporales; Peronosporaceae.